This is a messenger RNA of Cercospora beticola, 4059 nucleotides long. RefSeq names its product 1-phosphatidylinositol-4-phosphate 5-kinase family protein. Gene Ontology annotation, cellular component: plasma membrane. Gene Ontology annotation, biological process: phosphatidylinositol phosphate biosynthetic process. NCBI's taxonomy places the organism in Eukaryota, Fungi, Ascomycota, Dothideomycetes, Mycosphaerellales, Mycosphaerellaceae. The record is from RefSeq and is a predicted model, not a curated record. Gene Ontology annotation, molecular function: 1-phosphatidylinositol-4-phosphate 5-kinase activity.
CCGUGCCAGCCAACAUACAACACACCACAUCCGCGCGCCCAUAACACUUUGCAGCGACGGCUAUUGCUCACCCAGCAUAACGAAUACCGCAACACAUUACACGAACUCUCCGCAGGACCUUCAGACGCGAUAGGACAGCGUCAGUCGACUCCUACCACCGCGGUGGCCCACCGCAACGCCGACCCGGACUUCUUCGCGCUGGCGACCACCACGGCCUUCAGAUCAGGGGACGAUGCGCCGCCUUCAGACCCACCACCAUCCACGACGGCGCCGCUGAGCAGGAAGUCCACCGAGCUGUCCUACGCCCAUGCCUUCAUGGUUCACGGCAACUUGAGCGCUGGGGCUGGCAGGGACAUGUCGGUGGGUGCUGCGGAUGGCUACACGACCUCCACUACGAACGGCACAUCCCCCCGAGUCCUUCCAAAUGACCACCAUAAGACACCAGGCUCAGAGCAGCUCACACCAUUUACCGCGGACGCUCUGGCAGAGGCCUACCCGCCUACGUCAAACGCCAAUGCCGCGCCAAGACGCAGCACAAGCGUCAAGGAGGGCUUCGGUGGAAAAGAAGGCAGUGUGCUGAGCGUACCAAAUGCCCCCGGUAGUGACAGGGCGCCCAGUGCUAAGAGCAUUGCGCUGAGCAUGAAAAGCCGGCGGAGCAUGAACAAUCUCAGCGCAACAAACCUCUCCGUAUCUGACGGCGGUGAGCGGAGAUCGGGCGAAGCUGUCAAAGAGGCCACAACACGUCUAGGAGCAGCCGAAGAAGGCUACUUCACUGCUGUCCCACAUGCGAACGGCAAGCCUGCCAUUUCAGCGACCAAAAGUCCGCUGGGCAAGCCUGUCAGCAUCUCGAACGGGGAGCCAAUCACAUCACAACACCCAAUACGAAGCGUCAGCCAUGGACAGGUUCCGAUGACGCCCAGCUCCGCUCUCCCGCCAGUAGAGGAGAGCUCACCGCAGACUACUACAGAUGGACUAUUGAGGCCGCCGAGCGCCAAACCCUCAAAACAUCGUGCAUCUUCACCACCAGCUUUCGACCCCAGCCAGAGCUUAGUUCCGACUGCCACAAGGCCAGAUCGGUUAACUCAGCGGCAUACGCUGGAGGUACCGAGCGCGACACGUACUUCAAAAGAUGGGUCGGAUCCCUCGUCACAGCUUGACGGCGCAGUCCUGUCCACGGGCCGCUUUUCGCCGAAUACGCCGACGAGACGUAGAGCAUCUCUACAGCUGGGAAGGCGUAACACGCGGUCCGUGCACUCAGAUAUGCACCUGGAUGACAUUCCUCAAGAUGAGGAUGCGGCCAGGUGGGCAGAGCACAUCAGAGCGAAGCGCGCAUCCAAGAAGCAGCGAGCGGACACCGACGAUGACAGAGUGGUUGUGGGCACCAAGGUCGACCAGAACCAUGUCAACUUCGUCACCGCGUAUAACAUGCUUACCGGUAUCCGUUGCUGUGUUAGCCGCACGAACGCGAAACUCGAUAGAGAUCUCACGGACGCCGACUUUGAGACGAAGCACAAAUUCAGCUUCGACAUUAGCGGGAGCGAGCUGACACCCAGCUCCAAAUACGACUUCAAGUUCAAGGACUAUGCACCGUUUGUCUUCAGGAAGCUCCGGGCUAACUUCCAGUUGGAUCCUGCCGACUACCUCAUGUCCUUGACCUCGAAGUAUAUCCUCUCUGAGCUGGGCUCACCCGGAAAGAGUGGAUCAUUCUUCUACUUCUCACGAGAUUACAAAUAUAUUAUCAAGACGAUACAUCAUGGAGAGCACAAAUUCUUGCGGAUGAUUCUUCGGGACUACUACAAUCAUGUCACCGAGAACCCUAACACUCUGCUCUCACAAUUUUAUGGACUUCACCGAGUGAAGAUUCCCUAUGGGAGGAAAAUCCACUUUGUGGUGAUGAACAACCUCUUCCCGCCACAUCGCGACAUACAUCGCACAUUCGAUCUGAAGGGCAGCACGAUUGGCCGAGAUUUCAAAGAAGAAGAUUUAGAGAAGAAUCCUCGUGCAACACUCAAAGAUCUGAAUUGGUUGCGUCGCAAUCUACACCUCGAGUUCGGGCCCACGAAGAAAGAAGCAUUUGUAGCGCAGAUGCAAAAGGAUGUUGCUUUACUGCAGCGUCUGAAAAUCAUGGAUUAUUCUAUGCUGGUUGGCAUUCAUGAUUUGGAACGUGGUAAUGAAGAGAACUUGCGCGACAAGACUUUGCGUGUCUUCCAGCCUGAGGGAGAGCCGAAGGAUGAUGGGAAUCACACGCAAUUGGACAGAACACCAAGCAAAAUGGAGAACGCGAAAAGAGUCAAGGAGAUGCGGGAGGCGGUCAAGAGACAGAGACCUGUUCCCAUUUCACAGACUUUGGACAAGAUGCCAGAUGAGGCGCAUCGAAGUCCUUUCUUCUUUUAUGCUGACGAUGGUGGCUUCCGCGCAACUCACGAGGAUGACGCUCCUGGUGAGGAAAUAUACUAUCUCGGCAUCAUUGAUUGCUUGACGAGAUACACGCUGCUCAAAAGGAUUGAGCAUGCCUGGAAAGGUAUGGGCGGACACGAGUCACAGAUAUCGCCUAUUCCGCCGGAACGCUAUGGCGACCGAUUCAUCAGAUUUAUCUCUGGCAUCACAAUGUCAAGAGAACGUGCGGAGCAGGAACGGCUCUCGACGACAUUGGAGGCCAAUGCGGGCAUAACAAUACCCGCAGGGAUCGAGGGCACCGUUCGAGACGAGCGCCUCGGUGGCAUGAACCUCCCACCGCGCGAUAGUACCAACCCUCCUGGGACCGAAAAGGUCAUCCGGAAGGCAGAGCACCAGGCUGAGAAGUCACGCCGCAAGGGCUCGUCUGAGGAGGACGUACCCGAUCGGAGUAUCAUGGCAGUCAGAAGCCCUGGAGAUGCGCAGAAUGAUCAAGUCACACUGCCCGUUAUUGGCGAGGCGGCUGAGAACUCGAGCAAUGUCUCGCGCACACCAUCGCGGGUGACGCCGCAGCAGAGUGAAGAGAAGCUCUGGAACAACGGCACGCCGAUCAUUGGCAAUGCCAACAUGCCAGCGGAGGCAAUUGGUGAGAUUCCUCCUCCCACACCACCGAAAAUGGAUGGCUCUACGGAUCGCCGUAGUGAGGAAGAGAGGCGAAGCUGGCAGAGCGGUGGUCUUCCGCCGCCAACACCACCAAAGGAGUCGCGCCGCAUGGCGAACGCGACAGAUGACAGCUAUACGGACGUCGGCUGCUUCGAACUCCCUCGGACCACCAAGAUCCACGGGUUCCAAGACAAGGAAUUGCCGUUACCACCGACGAUGGUCCCGGCGCAGAAACAAUUCAGCGCGAGCCCGGCAGAUCUGUCACCCGCUGGGUACGACAACGACGAGAAGCACUCUGGGAUCUUCCGAAGGCAGAGCUAGGAGACCUUCCGUGAGAAGGGCUUGAGCGCGAAGAAAAGUCUCGUCGACCUCCGCCCAAAGCGAAGUUUGAUUGAUCUCAACGUGAGAAAGAGUUGGGAGUCGCUUCGCCGACGACUUUCGUGGUGGAAGCUUGGAGGUGGUGGAGUACAACAGGACUCUACUACUGCUUCUACACCUCUACCUACUGCAUAGAUGGACGGGAUUGGAACGCACGGGACUAAACAGCCAAAGUCCGCGUUUCCAUCAAACUGUCUCUUUGGGAUCUCCUUUUUCGGGGUGUUUCUUGCAUUUUCUUUUCUUUUUUGUUAAUCACGGAUGGGAAUGGGAAUGGGAAUGGAAUGGAACCUACCUGGGAAUUGCGAGCGAGCGAAAUCGAAUGGAAUCAAGGAAGGAGUGAUACUCUUGGAACCUAGAAGUCUCCUUUUCUUUUGGUUGUACUUGUGUGUUUUGUUUAUAUGUCCGAUACUGCUCGUUUUCUACAAUACUCAUGUCAUGAACAGGGCCCAUCAGCUGGGUCGCUCUUGCGAGAGGUUUUGAUUUUGUGUGUCUCUGAAUACUGGAAGGGAAGGGAGGUAGCAUGGGGAGGGAAGGUGUAGAGAAGCUGCGAAUCAGAUUUGAAGAGACAUUGAUCGAUCUUUCCUUUUGUGCAGUAAGAGCACUCAGGUAGGCGAUAAUGGGGGG